GAGCCCACGUUGGAUGGUGCGUGUAAAAAUUCAGUGCAAGGCUUGAACCGGCGGCGGAUGUUUUUGUUUUUCUCUGCAGAGAAAGCGUUGCUUCGGCGAAGGAACUGGCGGUAAUUUCUGUAUUCAAAUAGCCACUGAGACGGACAGAAGGUCACCAUAAUGCAGGCAUCAGUUUGCAGACAUCACUGCAGAUACCUACAGCGCCACGCUCAGCAAAGGUACUACGGCACUAGGAUGCCAAGGCCUGCCGUCCUUACUCCAGGGAUGUUAAGAUCUGUCCUGCACACCCCAGGGACUGUCUCCUCCCGGUCUGGUCUUGUGGCAACAGUCAGUGCAUUGCAUACUAACAGCACACUUCAGAAGAGUGCCAUUAAGUAUCGUGCUGACUUGAAACAUGGCCGCCGUAUUGUGGUCAAGUUGGGAAGUGCAGUUAUAACUCGUGAAGACGAAUGUGGUCUAGCACUGGGAAGACUGGCUUCUAUUGUUGAACAGGUUUCAGAACUUCAGAAUCGGGGCUACCAGAUGUUAAUGGUGACCAGUGGUGCCGUUGCAUUUGGGAAACAAAAACUGCGCCACGAGAUAAUGAUGUCCAUGAGCAUGCGCCAGACGCUGUCAGUUAGGGAAAAUGGGAAGCAAGGACGCCCAAUUUUAGAGCCACGGGCGUGCGCAGCGGCGGGCCAGAGCGGUCUCAUGUCCUUGUAUGAGGCCAUGUUUUUACAGUAUGGCGUCAGAAUAGCUCAGGUUUUAGUCACGAAACCAGACUUCACUAAUGAUGAGAGUAGAAAGAACUUACGGGGCACCUUGCAGGAACUCCUAAAACUGAAUAUUAUUCCAAUAUUAAAUGCUAAUGAUGCAGUAGCUCCACCACCAGAGGCAGACAAAGACCUAGCUGGGGUGAUCAGUGUCAGUGACAAUGACAGUCUGGCUGCCAGGCUGGCCGUAGAAACAGAUUCUGACUUGCUGAUCUUAAUGUCAGAUGUGAAUGGUAUCUACACCUCUCCUCCUGGCACUGAGGGGUCUCGUCUCCUUCACACCUACUCCCCAAAGACAGACAGUGUGAAUGUGGUGUUUGGGGGCAAGUCCAGAGUAGGACUGGGAGGAAUGGAGUCCAAGGUGAAGGCAGCCACAUGGUGCCUGGGUCAUGAUGUAGGCGUGGUUAUCUGUAAUGGUACUGAGGAGAGCGCAAUCCUGAACAUUGUGGAUGGAAAGAAAGUGGGCACCAUGUUCACAGAUGCUAUGGUAGAGGGGCCUGCUGUGGAAAUACAAGCAAUGAAAGCAAGAGAAGGUUGCUAUGCCUUGCAAGCACUAAGCUCUGAAAAAAGGGCGGACAUCAUCAACAGUUUGGCAGGUUUACUGAUCGACAGAUCCGCUGAAAUACUAGCAGCCAAUAGGAAGGAUGUGGAUGCAGCUAAAGCUGCUGGACUUCUCCCAGUGAACAUCUCCCGUCUGAUCCUAACCCAGGCAAAGUUACAGAAUCUAUCAGGCGGCCUGCGACAGAUAGCUGCCACAUCCCAUACUAACAUUGGCCGCGUCUUGCGCCAUACCAAGGUCGCCGAGGGAAUGGACCUUACACAAGUCACUGUACCUAUAGGUGUACUGCUAGUCAUAUUUGAGUCCAGACCAGAUGCCUUACCACAGGUUGCUGCCCUCUCCAUUGCCACCGGCAAUGGUUUACUACUGAAGGGAGGCAAGGAAGCAUAUCACAGUAAUAAAAUACUUCAUGAGCUUGUAGAAGAGGCUCUAGCCCCACAUGUCCCAAAAGAUACUGUGAGCUUGGUCAGUCGACGAGAAGACAUCACUGACUUACUGCAGAUGGAUGAAUACAUUGACCUGGUGAUUCCUAGAGGUUCCAAGGAACUGGUUUCUAAGAUACAGCAGGAGAGUAAAGGCAUUCCUGUCCUGGGCCACAGCGAGGGCGUCUGUCAUGUGUUUGUGGAUAAAGACGCAGACCUGGAAGCAGCUAUUAAAAUAGUGGUUGAUGCCAAAUGUGACUACCCUGCAGCCUGCAAUGCCAUGGAAACACUUCUCAUACAUCACGAUCACUUACGAACUGGUUUCUUCGACCAUGUGUGUGACAUUUUGCGAAAGGAAAAUGUGAAGAUUCUAGGAGGACCCAGAUUGCUGAGUCAUCUCAAGUUUGGCCCUGUGCCAGCAUCAUCCAUGAGGACAGAGUAUGGCGACCUGCAGUGUACCAUUGAGGUGGUGGAAAAUGUGGAGGAUGCUGUGGAUCACAUCAACAAAUAUGGCAGCUCACAUACAGAUGUGAUUGUAACUAGAAAUG
Molecule: messenger RNA, 2281 nt
Organism: Lingula anatina
Lineage: Eukaryota; Metazoa; Brachiopoda; Lingulata; Lingulida; Lingulidae
Product: delta-1-pyrroline-5-carboxylate synthase
Cellular component (GO): mitochondrion; cytoplasm
Molecular function (GO): ATP binding; glutamate-5-semialdehyde dehydrogenase (NADP+) activity; glutamate 5-kinase activity
Source: RefSeq, a predicted model, not a curated record